Limulus polyphemus (Atlantic horseshoe crab) is the source of this 581-nucleotide messenger RNA. Its product is annotated as zinc finger E-box-binding homeobox 1-like. The record is from RefSeq and is a predicted model, not a curated record. NCBI's taxonomy places the organism in Eukaryota, Metazoa, Arthropoda, Merostomata, Xiphosura, Limulidae. The transcript is spliced from 3 exons. Gene Ontology annotation, molecular function: RNA polymerase II cis-regulatory region sequence-specific DNA binding; DNA-binding transcription factor activity, RNA polymerase II-specific. Gene Ontology annotation, cellular component: nucleus. Gene Ontology annotation, biological process: regulation of transcription by RNA polymerase II. The annotation marks the transcript as partial.
AUGUCAGCACUGUAUUAGAACUCUAUACUGUGACGUGUCCACAUUGUGAUGAAGUUUUAUCCGGUAAUCAGACUCUUUACGCUCUGCGAGAUCAUAUCAGAGUAGCUCAUAAAGAACUACAGGAGCCUUCAGAUAAAAAGGAAGAAACUAAACAUGUGUGUAGUAAAUGUAGUUUCUCAUUUCUGGACAAGUCCCAUCUGGAGAAACACGAACUUAUCCAUACAGAAUCAGAUAAGGAACAGAAACAAGUGAACAGUGAUGACGUCAGUUCCAGUCUCCGAAAAUACAAGUGCCUAGAGUGUGGAAAAGCGUUCAAGUUCAAGCAUCACUUGAAGGAACAUGUUCGAAUCCACAGUGGAGAGAAACCUUUCUCGUGUCCGAAUUGCAAGAAGAGGUUCUCCCACUCUGGCUCCUACUCCUCCCACAUGACGAGUAGAAAGUGUCUUAUCGUCCAUUCGAAGGUUCGAAAACUUGACACUAAACCUUUAACAAUUUGUGGAACUAACCAAAAAUCAUCCGCCCAAGCUUGUCAAAGUACAGUGUUGGAGCUAGUGGCUCUUCUGAAGAACACGUGCCAGUAG